GUCCAUAGACAUUAGAAUUUAGACCAUAAACAACAACUCUUUCUCAGUUUGAGUUUGAUCAUGGCGGUCGGUAAAAAUAAGGGACUGUCCAAAGGUGGCAAAAAGGGUGUUAAGAAGAAGAUUGUUGAUCCCUUCACCCGCAAAGAUUGGUACGAUGUUAAGGCCCCGUCUAUGUUCACUAAGAGGCAAGUGGGCACCACCCUUGUCAACCGUACUCAGGGAACCAAAAUCGCUUCGGAGGGCCUGAAGGGACGCGUGUUUGAAGUGUCCCUGGCUGAUCUGCAAGCCGACACUGAUGCAGAAAGGUCUUUCCGUAAAUUCCGUCUCAUUGCUGAGGAUGUUCAGGGCCGCAAUGUUCUCUGCAACUUCCAUGGCAUGGACUUGACCACUGACAAGCUCAGAUGGAUGGUUAAGAAAUGGCAAACCCUUGUGGAGGCCAACAUUGACGUAAAGACCACAGACGGCUACCUCCUCCGUGUGUUCUGCAUUGGCUUCACCAACAAAGACACACUAAGCCAGCGCAAGACCUGCUAUGCUCAACACACUCAGGUCCGUGCUAUCAGAAAGAAGAUGUGUGAAAUUAUCACCCGUGACGUAGCUAAUUCAGAGCUGAGGGAGGUUGUGAACAAACUGAUCCCUGACUCCAUCGCCAAGGACAUUGAGAAGGUCUGCCACAGCAUCUACCCACUCCGUGAUGUCUGCAUCCGCAAGGUCAAGGUGCUGAAGAGGCCGCGUUUCGAGAUUGCUAAACUGAUGGAGUUGCACGGCGAGGGUGGCGGCGGCAAGCGCGGUGAGGCCGGAGACAAGUCUGAACGUCCUGAGGGCUAUGAACCGCCUGUACAAGAAAGUGUAUAAGUUUUAAUAUACAUCAAAAAAAUAUUAACUCUUUC
This is a messenger RNA of Aricia agestis (brown argus), 890 nucleotides long. It is a transcript of the gene RpS3A, whose product is annotated as 40S ribosomal protein S3a. The coding region runs from base 61 to 855 and encodes 264 amino acids. Gene Ontology annotation, molecular function: structural constituent of ribosome. NCBI's taxonomy places the organism in Eukaryota, Metazoa, Arthropoda, Insecta, Lepidoptera, Lycaenidae. Gene Ontology annotation, cellular component: cytosol; ribosome. Gene Ontology annotation, biological process: translation. The transcript is spliced from 7 exons. The record is from RefSeq and is a predicted model, not a curated record.